Messenger RNA from Orbicella faveolata, 593 nucleotides. RefSeq names its product ubiquitin-conjugating enzyme E2 N-like. The record is from RefSeq and is a predicted model, not a curated record. NCBI's taxonomy places the organism in Eukaryota, Metazoa, Cnidaria, Anthozoa, Scleractinia, Merulinidae.
CGAAGUUCUUGAACAUUUACUUCAGAUUUGUGAGCUUUUGCUGUUCUUCCUUGAUUUUUAAACAUUUUUAUACUGAAAUGAGUGCAGGUCUACCUCGGAGAAUAAUCAAGGAAACUCAGCGUUUAGUGGCAGAACCGGUCCCGGGGAUAAAAGCUGAACCACACGAGGAAAAUGCAAGAUACUUUAAAGUCAUUAUAGAUGGACCUAAAGAUACCGCAUAUGAUGGAGGGGAAUUCCAGUUAGAGCUAUUUCUCCCAGAAGAGUAUCCCAUGGCGGCGCCGAAAGUCCGAUUUAUGACAAAAAUUUAUCACCCAAACGUAGACAAGCUUGGUCGAAUCUGCCUGGAUAUUCUGAAAGAUAAAUGGAGUCCAGCUCUUCAGAUCCGCACAGUACUGUUAUCAAUUCAAGCACUGUUAAGUGCACCUAACCCAGACGAUCCUUUGGCUAAUGAUGUAGCUGAGCUGUGGAAAAUAGAUGAAGAGAAAGCAAUAAAAAAUGCCAAAGAGUGGACAAGAUUGUAUGCGAAAGCGAAAUAGUGAUCCAUAAGUUGGAUAUUUGUGUGCAUGUGAUUUGUGGAAAUGUGCAUCUGGUUU